CCCGGACGGACCCGAGGUCCCGACCUCCGAUAUGCCCCGCGUGGGGUUCCGAAUGUCUUCAUCUUCUUAGAACUUCUAUCAAGCCCCCCCUCCACAUCUCAACCUACACAGACACAAACAACAUGGCAUCGCUAUACGGCGACCUUCGCCAUCUCCUUCCAGACAACUACAAGCGUCUCAUCACCGCCUGGUUAGAAGAAGACUGUCCCAGCUUCGACUAUGGAGGUUUCGUGGUGGGGGAAUCCGAAGGCGAGGCCCGGUUACUGGGCAAGAGCGAGGGUAUCCUAGCAGGUGUUCCCUUCUUCGAUGAAGUCUUCUCACAACUGGGUUGCACAGUAACCUGGCACAUUCCCGAAACCACCCCCAUCUCUCCCAUAACGCACAUCGCCACCGUCCGAGGUCCCAUCCGCAAAAUUCUCCUCGGCGAGCGCGUAGCCCUAAACAUCCUGGCGCGAUGCUCCGGCAUCGCAACAAAAACUUCCACUCUUGUUACCGCUCUCCGCGCCCACGGCUGGGCCGGCACAUUGGCCGGAACCCGCAAAACAACGCCGGGAUUCCGGGUGGUCGAGAAAUACGGCAUCUUGGUCGGCGGGGCGGAUCCACAUCGGCACGAUCUGAGCGCGAUGACGAUGCUCAAGGAUAAUCAUGUCUGGGCGUGUGCAAAUAACAGUGCGGCCAAGGAUGGGGGAAGUGCGGUCAAGGUGGUCGGGGAGCAGGAAGGCGGCAUAGUGGCUGCGAUUCCGCGCGCCGUGCAGGCGGCUAAGGCGGUUGGGGGGUUCGCGACUAAGGUGGAGGUUGAGUGUCGGAGUUUGGAGGAGGCUGGGGCUGCGAUUGAGGCGGGGGCGGAUGUGAUUAUGUUGGACAACUUCACGCCCGAGGGGGUGAGGGAUGCGGCGAGGAGGUUGAAGGAGGAGUGGAAGGGAAAGGAGAAGGCGUUUUUGAUUGAGGUUAGUGGCGGGUUAAAUGAGGGCAAUGCGGCGCUGUAUGCGUGCCCCGAUGUGGAUAUUCUGUCGACGAGCUCGAUUCAUCAGGGUACGGGGAUUGUGGACUUUUCCUUGAAGGUGUCGUUGCGCUGAGUCGGCCUUGGGCUUGGGGCUUGGGGCAGUCUAUGAUAUGAUGUGUAUGUCUAUAAGGUUGUUAACAGUAUGGUGGUCGUUUGGGCCAAGGCCGAGUGUAGGCUUCACCCGUACGAUGUAGCAAGUCGAAUACUGCCUGUCUCCUUAUGUACAUCUGUGCCCAUGCGCUCAACUGCCAUAACCAACGCGAGUUCAAUGCAAAAGGCC
Aspergillus sclerotioniger CBS 115572 is the source of this 1283-nucleotide messenger RNA. RefSeq names its product nicotinate-nucleotide diphosphorylase (carboxylating). Gene Ontology annotation, cellular component: cytoplasm. The transcript has 3 exons. Gene Ontology annotation, biological process: quinolinate catabolic process; NAD+ biosynthetic process. Lineage: Eukaryota; Fungi; Ascomycota; Eurotiomycetes; Eurotiales; Aspergillaceae. Gene Ontology annotation, molecular function: nicotinate-nucleotide diphosphorylase (carboxylating) activity. The record is from RefSeq and is a predicted model, not a curated record. The coding region runs from base 123 to 1076 and encodes 317 amino acids.